Candidula unifasciata is the source of this 3861-nucleotide messenger RNA. The record is from the annotation of a GenBank genome assembly. NCBI's taxonomy places the organism in Eukaryota, Metazoa, Mollusca, Gastropoda, Stylommatophora, Geomitridae.
AUGCCAGGUGGAGAAUCUGCUAAAAAGUUAUUUGCCAAGAAUCAGCCUUCAGAAGGAUUUCAGUGGAGAGAUUGUACAGACCCUUCCUUGGCAGAUGAUUCUUUGGCCUUGCAACAGUGUUCACAAGGACAUGGUUUUGUUUCUGAAAGAGAAGGUGUUCUGACAUCCUGCAGAGAUGAUGGUAAUGGCAAAAAUGAUUUUGAAAAUAACUGUGGGUUUUCCAUGAAAAGAGAGGUAAUGAAGACAUGCAGGUCUCGAAACAUCAAGUCUGAGACAGUUCUUGAUGGGUCGUUAAAUGAUUUACAUUUUAUGGAUGUUGUCAAGGGAAAUGAUUCACUGGAAGGUUCAGUGUCGCAUUCAGAGUGCUCUCAUCUUCCUUUUAAGACAGACAAUUCAGAGUUUAAGAAAUCAUUAAAUCGAAGACAUUCAAAGGCAGAAAUGAAAAGUUUUUCAAGAACCCCAUCAAAAUCAAAUUCAGCACAAUCUUUAACAGGCCAUGAGAAUUCUUUAGGAAAGACACUUGCAACAAGUUUGAAGCUGAUUGCUGCAAAUUCUGCUACAUCACCUUUGACCCAAAGCCCAGUUCACAGUGAUGGUGAGUCAUUUCAAGCAGAGACUAUGAGCUGUACAUCUAAUUCCAAUGCUUCAGACGCAGUAACACCGGUUGUGGUGCUUUCUCCUGCUGAGCCACCUGACCAGUCAGAUAACACACCCGUAAGAAAAUAUUCAACAAGAGCAUCCUUGAAAAAAGACAAACUAUCUAAGCGGAAGAGCAGUGAUUUUGAAAUGAUGAAGCCUAUCCUGAGUAAGGACGGAAGCGUCACUUUGUAUCAGUGUGAAAAAUGUAGCAAAGUGUUCAACAAAAAACAAACUCUGCGGCAGCAUUUCAUCACUCAUACAGACCGCUUUGCGUGCUCCUACUGUGACACUCGAUGUAAAAGCAAAGGAGACCUCCACAGACACAUACAGACCCAUACGAAGGAGAAACCAUACCACUGCGAUGUCUGCAACACUGAUUACACAAGGGAAACCAUUUUGAGAAAGCAUAUGAAAACCCAGUUACAUUUAACGGCGUGUUAUGAGCGAGAGAGCAUUGCUAGCCUUCACAAAAUGGUAGACAAAGAGAAAAAUGCAGAUAAGUUUGUCACAAACCAGACACAAGUCAAACUAGGGGGACUCUCAUGCAGUCAGUGUUGUAAAGUUUCAUUCUCAAAAGGCGAGUACAAGAAACAUAUGAAAUCUCAUACAUUUAAAUAUGUAUGCGGUACUUGCCAAAAAGGUUGUAAAACUGCCUUGUUAUUAAAAAUUCACAGUAGAUCUCACAAUAGAUCUUCCAGUUUGUUCUGUAAGGUUUGUUCAAGAUCUUUUAUUAGUUUGCAUUACCUAAAGGAGCAUAGAAAAAGUCACAAGUUUGGGACUUCUAACAAAGCAGUGGAGGAACACUUUAUCAAAGCUGCCAUAAGUAAACACAACAAGGUAAUAGCAAGAAUGACAAAAAAGUUUCCCUCAGUCGAUGAUUCGAAGGAAGAAACAGAUAGCCAGAGUAACUUGUCAAAACUGAAAAAGUUGGAAUGUGACGAAUGCCAUAAAACUUUUACCAGCGAAAAACGGUUAGCAAACCAUAGUCGAGUUCACAAUGGCACAUACAUAUGUGGCAUUUGCAGCAAAGCCUUUUCCACUCUGUCUAAGCUGAAAAUACAUCUGAAAUUCCAUGGGAAAAUACUCAGAUGUGAUGUAUGUGAUGCCACUUUCUAUGAUGACAAGGAGCUUGAGGCACACGUUCAAGAGCAGCAUGGUGGCAGCGAUUUUACAUGCAAACUUUGCUAUGAACAGUUUGAGAGCGGGCCAGACUUACAGAGCCAUAUGAGAGACCAUGCACCAACCAUGUUGUUCAGUGGCAAGUCACUGGAUGAAACUGCUUUACCUGUGGGAAAUAAGAGCAAGAAAAAGCCUGCAAGGUCAGGGAUUGACAUUCUCGAAUUCAGUGACAGCGAAGACUUCAGUGACAUUGAAGACUUGCAAAACCAGAUAAGACCACGGAAAGUUGAACCACUCAAAUUGUGUGCCUCUGCCGAAAAUAGUGUCUUUGAUAGCCAGGAGUUUUUAGAAAUAAUAAAAAGCGUUGUUGAAGAUAGUGAUGAUAAUGGGAAUGAUAGCGAUGUAUCAGAUUCAGAUGAUGAAUUGUAUUCUGAUAUUGUUUCGACUCUAAGAGAUGAAGAUUUCAGUUCGGGAGAUUCUGAUGAUGGGUCUAAAAAUUCUUUUCUACACAAGCCUUUGCUUCUUGAGGGAGAAGAUAUUGUAAAAAAGUAUUAUGCUGAAUUUGAAAGACAUUCAGAGAAAGAUGAAAAGAAACAGUUAUUUAAAUGUCGUCUAUGUAGUAUGGCUUUUGACGAGGAUAAAUAUUUGAAGAAUCAUCUCAGGUGCCAUUUUUGUGAGUACUGCAAUAAGUUUUUUGUUGGCAGAGACAAGUUAUCUGCCCACAAAUCUCGUCAUGUCAGAUACCUGUUAAAACAAAUCAAAACAGAGGUUAAUAGGUUGCACACCCCUAAACAAAAAUGGAAAGCCUGCUCCAUGUCAUCAGAAUCUGAAAAUGAAUUGGAAGACCAGUUUUUAAAUGAACUUGAAGAUAUCCUAGAGGGGGAGCCCCCUAAAGAAGCCCGUUCUGUGAAUUUUUUACAUAGCUUAUCUCAUGAUGAAAUUGUACGGGCUAACAAACAUAUAUUUGAGCAGUACUCCUGUUUAGAUCUGACCAAUAACAUAUUCGCUUGUACUAUCUGUAAGCGGAAGUAUGCGAGACCUACGACACUGACCAGACAUUUCAAAACUCAUGUAUGUCAGUUCUGCAACAAGUUCUUUGAGGAUAAGUCUGACCUCCUUGAGCACAAAUACAAACACAGGAAGAAAGCAGCUCUGAUGAAAGCCGAGAUCACCGGAGAGGGGAGCAAGAUGCCACCAUCACCAGUUGUGUCCAAACCUAAUCGUGACAUGUUCAAGAGAUACUCUUUCAUUGACUCCGACAGAAACAUCAAUAGGUGUACGUUAUGCUGCAAAGAUUUCGUGCGUAGGACAGUCCUCACCCGUCACAUGAAGACCCACAUUUGUAGCCAUUGCGAUAAGUUUUUUGAAGAUAAGUACGACCUAGCCAAGCAUGUCACCUUUCACCAGGUGGAGAAGCAGUAUAUGGAGGAUGACGAAUUUACUGAGUAUGAUGAGGAUGAUAAGCAGUAUUCCACAAACUCAUCUGUUGUUGGAAAUUUAGACCAUGAUGACAAAAGCAUUGCCAUGGCUUCUUCUUUUACCUCAUCCCUGCGCCAUCUGAAUCCAUCAUUCCAUGCACAGCCAGCCUGCGCCAGUCGAAAUGGAACAAUUACAUUCAUCCAGAUUCCAAACACCGAGAGUGGUGAAACAGCAGGUUCUCAAGUGUUUACUGCGCCUGGCAAUGGUGCCUCGUCAUUCCAGAUCAUCUCCCAACCUGUUGAAGUUUAUAAAGAUGCUGGGCAGGAAUCGUUCUUAGUGGCUUCCACAAGUAUCCAGGGAGGAGAACCUGAGAAGAUCAUAACAAUUUCUCAGCCUCAAAUUGUUGCUGGUUCUUCUGAAGAGCGAGAGCGACUGUUUGAGUGCGGUGAAUGUGGCAAGCGGUUCUUCAAGAAUGGACACUUGAGGUCUCAUAUGACAAUUCAUACGGGGGACAGGCCUUACGUGUGUCGUCUAUGUGGCAAAGCAUUUGGCCGAGGCACAACUCUGCGGAAACAUGAGAAGACUCACAUGAAGCGGUGCAAGAUCUGUGAUACCAGUUUUUCCCAUAAGUAUGAGCUGGAUUUGCACAUGGAAAUUCAUAGAACCUACGCAUUUUAUAAAUGA